This is a messenger RNA of Myxozyma melibiosi, 1059 nucleotides long. Its product is annotated as adenylate kinase-domain-containing protein. Gene Ontology annotation, biological process: ADP biosynthetic process. Lineage: Eukaryota; Fungi; Ascomycota; Lipomycetes; Lipomycetales; Lipomycetaceae. Gene Ontology annotation, molecular function: ATP binding; AMP kinase activity. The transcript has 4 exons. Bases 44 to 931 code for a protein of 295 amino acids. The record is from RefSeq and is a predicted model, not a curated record. Gene Ontology annotation, cellular component: cytoplasm; mitochondrion.
CUCCACCGCAACUUCUCCUCAAUUCUCAAUUGCACGCUCGAAAAUGUCAGACGACAAGGUUGUUUUCACCUUCAAAGGUGCGCUCGCGCUCGCUUCGAUGAUGCCGUCGAAGGACUUCAUCUCCGAGGUUAACUACAACCCGAAGAUGGCCGAGCUGAAGAAGUGCUUCACCGGCGACGACAAGAUCAUCAAGGACCUCUACACUCCUCAUAUCCGCAUUGUGUUGAUGGGUCCUCCUGGCGCUGGCAAGGGAACCCAGGCUCCCGUCCUGAGCAAAUACUUCCAGGCCUGCCAUUUGUCCACCGGCGACAUCCUCCGCUCGCACGUCUCCAAGGGCACCGAGCUCGGAAAGCAGGCCAAGGAGAUCAUGGACAAGGGCGGCCUUGUCUCGGACGACAUCAUGGUCAACAUCAUCAAGGACGAGCUCGAGAACAACGCCACCUGCAAGAACGGCUUCAUCCUCGACGGUUUCCCCCGCACCGUCCCCCAGGCCGAGAAGCUCGGCUCGAUGCUGGUCUCCCGCAACGAGCCCCUCGAGAAAGCCGUCGAGCUCGUGAUCGACGACUCGCUCCUCGUCUCCCGCAUCACCGGCCGCCUCGUGCACCCCGCCUCCGGCCGCUCCUACCACACCGAGUUCAACCCGCCCAAGGUCGCCAUGACCGACGACGUCACGGGCGAGCCCCUCAUCCAGCGCUCGGACGACAACGUCGAGGCGCUCAAGAAGCGCUUGGUCACUUACCACGCCCAGACCGAGCCCAUCGCGAGCUUCUACAAGGACCAGGGCAUCUGGACCGGUAUCGACGCCGCCCAGUCGCCCGAGAAGGUCAGCUCGGCUGUCAAGAACUCGCUCGGAUGGGAGAAGUACGUCAACGCGCUUACUUUCCACAAGUACAACGAGCUCAAGGCUACUUAUACCGAUGCUACCAAGUGAGCUGUUGAGUCUAGUAGAUUCUUCAGUGUGAAUUAAAAAGAGAUUUGUUUUGGUUGUUGUAUUAUUAAGAGCGAUUCAUCUUUAGAAAAUGUAAUUUGUAUCACUAAAUAAAAGAUCUGCAUCUUGAU